AGAACGUUUUGAAGGCAGGUGAAGUCAAGAAGUCAAAUAGAUAAGAUGGCGAGGUUGAUCAACUUGGUGAUAUCUUUUGCUUUACUUCUUGUUGUAGCCGGGCAGAGAAAGAGUGUUGUUCCAACAGAAUGCUCGGAAUGCCAUCGAGAUUUAUGCAAGAAACCUCAAAAUUGUCACGCCGGCGUUACCAAGGAUCGCUGUAGCUGUUGUUACAUCUGCGCCCAAGAAGAAGGACAGGCAUGUGAUCUGAACACGGGAUACAAGUACGGGUCAUGCGGUGACAUGCUCAAGUGCUUGGCCCGUGAUGACGUAGACGCCAGUCUCCACCUGGCGACUUGUCAAUGCCGGGAGCCUGGCAUAGUAUGCGGCACCAAUGACGUCACAUAUAACAGCUACUGUCAACUGUUAGCUGACGGAAAGAAGAAGACAAUAGACAUUGGUAGGAAAUUCAAGCACCCUUGCAAAACCGUUCCCUCCAUCCGAAGCCCACCUACCAAUGUGAAGAACGAAACUGGGGCAGAUGUGUUCCUGUCCUGCGAGGCGACAGGUUACCCCAUCCCCAGCAUGAGCUGGACCUGGGUCAAUGCCGAACAAGAAACGGUCGAUUUACCAACUGACGACCUGCACGUCUCUGUGAACAGCCGCGGCGGGCCCGACAAGUACAUGGUGACAGGCUGGAUGCAGAUCAUGGACCUGAAGGAACACCACCAGGGGGAUUACGUCUGUAAAGUGCAGAACGAGAUGGGAUUCGCCACGGCUGUGGCGCGGGUCAAUGUCAUCGACACUAGAAGUCGCCUGUAAAAUGAUGCCGUGUCCACCCUCCAAAUAACUCUACCACUGACUGGAUCAAAGGAGGAUCGGCCAGGAGCAGGACCCCAUCUGCGUAUACAACUCCAUCUCACGGAACGGGAUGAAGUCACAACCAAUACGAUCUUUACCCUUGUAUCAUGACGCGAGCCAAGGAAGUUUUGGGGUUUUGGUCCCAGGAACACUGAAGUAACAAAACUAUGAAGUCCUACUUCUGAUCCACUAUUAUAAAAACAACAACCGCGAACAACCAAAAGAAGACGGAACUCUUAUGUUGACUUCAGGCUGUCUUCCUGCAAUCGAACAUGUCAGAAGAACCAAUGGCAAUCUUCACAAAUAGUUCGUCGCAAUCACCAGAUAAUACGACGUAUUUACGUUCAACCCUGAUAGAAUAAUCAACCAGUACAGUCCAUGUUUAGUGGAUUC
Messenger RNA from Lineus longissimus, 1233 nucleotides. Its product is annotated as insulin-like growth factor-binding protein-related protein 1. Gene Ontology annotation, cellular component: extracellular region. NCBI's taxonomy places the organism in Eukaryota, Metazoa, Nemertea, Pilidiophora, Heteronemertea, Lineidae. The transcript is spliced from 4 exons. The record is from RefSeq and is a predicted model, not a curated record. Gene Ontology annotation, biological process: regulation of cell growth; regulation of signal transduction. Gene Ontology annotation, molecular function: insulin-like growth factor binding. Bases 46 to 801 code for a protein of 251 amino acids.